UGACAGAAGCACACUCGUUACAUGACCUGAGAGAGAGAAACGUCUGAUAUGAAGAAGCUGUCAAGAUGUCCAAAGCCUGCUUUAAUUUAUCACGAAUUGCUUUAAGUCACAAUGUUUUUACAAGCCGAAGGAAUGUGAAUUUAAGACCAUGUGCCACAAGGAUGCUGUCCAUUACAUCACAGCUUUAUGCAAAGUCCAGAAAACCUCCAGAUGAUGAUGAUGAUGAUGAAGUAAUAAACCAGCCCAUUAAGUUCUCGACCAGCAAAGCCAGUCACCGAACCUGGAAUGUGGACCGUUCCCUGGGCAGCAAUUACGAGCGUCCCUGGUGGAAAGUUUUACCCAUCAGCCUCUUUGGAGUGGGCUUCCUCCUCUGGUGCGCAUUCAGGAAAGAGAGCGAGAUAGACAAGUCUCUGGAGAAAAACCUGUAUGAACAUUUACCAGGACUGCUGUCCGAUGAAGAACAGGAGGAAGUCGACGUCAAAAACAAACCAUCAUAGUGGCUUAAGAGACAGUUUGCAUUUGUGAUAUUUAUCAUUUAUUAAUGCCUUCAGAAGUAAAAAUGCAUUCUCCAAAGAGUCGCAAAUCAAACUCGUUGAAAUGUCAAUUGGACCGUCCACACUACGAGUGCAGUGAGGUUUAUAUUGGAAAGCCUAAUGGGGAAACUUCUGAAUUGCAAUUGUGAUGUGAUUGCUGAUUUAGGGAUCAGGGAAACUCAUGAGUAUGGGUCUUCAUAAAGUAAUGAUCUGUAUAACAAAUACUUGAUCUGUAUAAUAAAGUGUGUAAACUUGU
Messenger RNA from Pimephales promelas (fathead minnow), 789 nucleotides. RefSeq names its product ubiquinol-cytochrome c reductase complex assembly factor 4 (gene uqcc4). The record is from RefSeq and is a predicted model, not a curated record. NCBI's taxonomy places the organism in Eukaryota, Metazoa, Chordata, Actinopteri, Cypriniformes, Leuciscidae.